GGCAUGACAAGCUCUAAUAAUAGAUAUGAUAUGUUACACAGAGCAGCAUAAUAGCUGACACUCUUAGUGUUAAUUAUAGCAGAUGGGUGGUGUCGUGCCCGUAAGAAGCACAGCGCGUAUGUAUUAUGUAAGAAGGCAAUUCGAUGACAUAUAUCACAGCCAGAUUUUAAUAAAUCAAAGAAUAAUUCUGCAGUACAGUGUAAAAUUACUUGAUAUAGGAUAUUCCAUACUAUUUCUACAUAGAAUAUGAAAAAGUUUUAUAAAUAUUUGCCCAGCAAACGUUUAUACUAUAUAAAUAUGUACGUCAAGAAAACGUAUGUUAUCAAGCUGACAGCUGCAUUUGGUAUAAAUUAAUACCA
This is a messenger RNA of Zychaea mexicana, 359 nucleotides long. RefSeq lists its product as uncharacterized. The transcript has 2 exons. The record is from RefSeq and is a predicted model, not a curated record. Lineage: Eukaryota; Fungi; Mucoromycota; Mucoromycetes; Mucorales; Lichtheimiaceae. The coding region runs from base 83 to 250 and encodes 55 amino acids.